Molecule: messenger RNA, 399 nt
Organism: Psylliodes chrysocephalus
Lineage: Eukaryota; Metazoa; Arthropoda; Insecta; Coleoptera; Chrysomelidae
Source: the annotation of a GenBank genome assembly
AUGAAAUACAACUAUUUGGGAGUAGUUAUAGAUAUGAAAUUGGGAUUCAAAGAACAUUGUAAUCAUUUAGUAAGAUUAUUGUUUGCAAAAUUAAUUAUCUUAGUAGAUGCAGUAGAUAUAUCGGUUAGUGGCAUUUCAAUUGUUGAAGCUGAAGUGUAUCGUUCAGCUGAUGAUAUAGAUGUAGUGCCUGUACAAAUUUCUCAAGUUGAUAUUGAGCUCACUAAUUUACUUGGCAAAAAACCUGAUGGAGAAAGCGCGUCAUGCCUUGAUUUACAUGAUGAAAUUGUUUGUAGAUGGAAUAGUUAUUUAAAGAAAGGAGUAAGUAGUGAGGAAAAAACAAGAAACAUAGAUAAAUAUGUCAUCGCAGCUAACUGCCCAGCAUUGAAGUUUUCAGUAUAA